Coffea arabica (coffee) is the source of this 3692-nucleotide messenger RNA. Lineage: Eukaryota; Viridiplantae; Streptophyta; Magnoliopsida; Gentianales; Rubiaceae. The record is from RefSeq and is a predicted model, not a curated record.
AGUCAAGAUAAAUCGCUCCCUUUGCUGUGUAAGAGUAAAACCAUCUCAUCUUUUGCUAGUGAAUUCCAUCCAUUGCAGAGUAAAACCAUAAUCUCAUCCCAAAUGGCAGAGAGCCUAUCCUCAACCCUAUCCUCUGCAGUAAAAUUUCAAAAGGCUUUUGUACAUGGAGAAAUUCAAUAGCAUACAAGGACUAAAAUUUUUCACACUUCGGAGACAAGGUAUGACAUUUGUCAAUAUUUGAGUCAACCAGUCAAGAUAAAUCGCCCCCUUUGCUAUGUAAGAGUAAAACCAUCUCAUCUUUUGCUAGUGAAUUCCAUCCAUUGCAGAGUAAAACCAUAAUCUCAUCCCAAAUGGCAGAGAGCCUAUCCUCAACCCUAUCCUCUGCAGUGCAGAUUAUAGGUAAACUGGUUAUUGAAGAAGUAAAGUUUCUACAAGGCGUUAGCGAGAGAGUCAGACUCCUUCAUGACGAUCUCAAAGGGAUACAAAGGUUCUUAAGAUAUGCAGAUACGAAACAGACUGCAAGGGACAGUAUACAACAGUGGGUUCCGGAGUUUAGAGCUGUCGCUUAUGAAGCAAUUGAUUUGGUUGAAGAUUAUGUUUUGAGGGUUUCAAUUUCAAGCAACGGAGGCUGUUGUACUCUAAAGAGGAUUGCUUGCAUGGCCACGGAAGGUUAUGCCCGUCACAAUUUGGGUGUGGAGAUUCAAAGUCUCAGAAAUAGGAUCUCUAAUCUCACCAAAAAUUUUGGCGAGUAUGGGCAUGUAAUGACCAGAACGGAGGAAGGAGAGUCGAGUGCUCCAUCCAGACUGCAACAAUUAAGGCGGACUCGCUCCUCUGUGGCCGACAAGGAUGUGGUUGAACUGCCUGAUGAUGUUCAGGUGCUGGUUAAAUAUUUGCUGAAUGAGGUGGCAGAGCACAAAAUAAGCGUGGCUUCGAUUUUCGGCAUGGGUGGUAUAGGCAAAACAACUCUUGCUAGAAAGGUGUAUCACCAUGGAAGAUUGAAGGAUUAUUUUGAAGGUUUUGCUUGGGUUUGUGUGUCACAACAAUGGCAACCAAACGAUCUCUUGCAAGGCAUUCUACUCAAGCUUACACCUGAACAGAGCAAUCAGAUAAUGACGAGCAAACAAGAUGGGCUAGAAAGGCUGCUUCAACAUCACUUGCAAGAUAAUAAAUGUUUGAUAGUCCUCGACGACCUUUGGUCAACGGAAGCUUGGGAUUGUCUAAAAGACGUAAUCCCAGUUUCGGAGGAUGGAUCCAAAAUUUUGCUCACAACUCGUAAUGAAGACGUCGCAGCAUAUGUUGGUCCAAAUGGUUAUCACCACAAACUGCGUUGUUUGACCGAGGAAGAAAGUUGGGAGUUGCUACGAAAGAAAUCAUUGUGGGAGAGUAAUGGUGCAGGUUGUGAAGAUUUGGGCAAGAUGGAAGAGUUAGGAAAGAAAAUGUUGAAUAACUGUAGAGGUCUUCCACUGGCUUUGGUGGUUUUGGGUGGAAUUCUUAGAACUAAAAAAACCCUCAAGGAAUGGAAGGAAGUGCAUGAGAAUAUCAAAUCCUAUCUGGCUAGGGGAGAAAAAAUUGGAAAAGAAGGAGAGGUGCCAAAGAUUUUAGCUUACAGUUAUUAUGACCUCCCUUGGCAACUAAAACCAUGCUUCCUUUACUUGGGUAAAUUCAGGGAAGAUUCCGACAUUAGAGCGGAGAGUUUAUAUCAAAUGUGGAUGGGAGAAGGUAUGAUAUUUGAGAAUGAUAGAAGGGAGCAAGAAACGAUGAUGGAUGUUGCAGAGCGUUACUUGAAAGAAUUAGCAAUAAGAUGCAUGGUUGAAAUUAAAGCAUAUGAGGAGGGGAAGCAUGCAGUAACAAAGUUGGAGUCAUGUCGUCUUCAUGAUCUUAUGAGAGAUCUAUGCUUAGACAAGGCAAAAGAGGAGAAUUUGUAUAAGCUGGUUGAUCGAAGUCCUUCACAAGAUUCUCCUCCUACAACUGAAGCACAGUUUGGUUUAGUCCUUCGUUUGCUUCCAGAGGAUAUCUCUCAAUACAAGUUUCCGCCAAAAGAACAAACUAAGCAUCUUUGCUCAUUCCUGUGUGAUCCGUUGGCAGGCAAAGGGCAAUUACCUAUUCCAGGGGUGAGAAUAAUGUCCCAAGUCAAGAAUUUGAAGAUGCUCAGGGUUUUGGCAAUGUUAUCCUUCAACAUGGCCUCCCAAAGUUGUUAUCUCAAAUCACCUCUGGGAUAUGUCAGCAAGCUUAUCCAUUUGAGAUGUUUGAGAUUGAGAGGUCAGAGUAUAAACUUGCCAUAUUCCUUGGGCAAUUUAAAGUACUUGGAAACUCUCGAUUUAUCUGGUAGUGAUAAUUCUUGUAGAAUACCAAACGUCCUAUGGAAAUUGGAACGUUUUAGAUAUCUUUAUCUUCCGAACUGGUGGUUGGGCCCUCAGCAUAAGUGGGGCCCUCAGCCUAAGCUGCAGUUGAGCAAGCAGCUGGAGAUACUUGAAUCAUUCGAUAACAGAUUUUGCUAUCCUAAAGAUGUAUGCAAAUUAUCGAAUCUCAGAUCUUUCAAAGCAAAUGUGUAUAAAAAUCUCGAGGACCUGGAACGCAUCAUCAAUCAUAUAUCAAACUUGGACUGCUUGCGCAUCAGCUCACUUAUAAUCAGAAGUUGUAAUUUUGGCAAAACCAACUCCAACAAUUCGAAUGACAGCAACGGGAGUUUGGAUGUUCUUUCAAGGGUGUUGUUUAGUAGGAAUAUUCAUGAAUUAGAGAUCAGGAAUAGUUUAUGCAAGAAGUUGCCAGAUUACCAAUCCCAAACGGUUCCUCACCCUGCAGGACUUACUCAAUUAAGCCUGAGUUAUAGCGGAAUUGAGGAAGACCCAAUGGCAACACUUGAGAAGCUUCCUAAGCUAAGAAUACUGGAACUUGGGCCAAAAUCUUUUCUGGGCCAAGAAAUGAGCUGCCACUCGAUGGGAUUUCCCCAACUAAAAGAUCUCGUGCUUUUUGGUUUGGGAAACUUAAUGCAGUGGAAAGUGGAUGAGGGGGCCAUGCCUAAGCUCUCAGGUUUACGGAUUGAGGUCUGUACAACGUUGGAAAUGAUUCCAGAUGGGCUGAGAUGUUUGACCACGCUAGAAGAGGUCUCUCUAGCGGGCAUGCCUGAGGAAUUCAACAAUAGAGUUAGGAUCGAGAAUGGUCAACAAGGAGAAGAUUAUGAUAAAAUAAGUCACGUGCCUUCAGUUAAAAUCUACAGUUUUCACUUCCGUAUCAGCUUUUUGAAGAAAAUUUGUAAGAUUUAAUUUUAGAUUGAGCUCAAUUUUGUGGUUGUUUCCCUUCAUUUUCGUGUCGUUGUGCAGAAGGGUUAAAGGAGUAAUAGGUUAUCAAGUAGAAACUGUUUGUCCAAGCAAUCCUGUUUAACGAAGCCCUGGGUCUUGUCUUAAGAAAAUUCUACACUGAAUCUGCUGGCUUUCCCUGAUCUCAUCCGAUUCAAAUGUGAGCUACUGUGUCGUAAGUUUCUUUGCACAUAGCAGCUGUUAUGGGACUCCAAAUGAUCUGAAACACGGGCCAACAAGAUUGCAAGUUGGUUAGAUCUUCUUGUGUAGCUAGCAUUUGUAUGUAUUGCGAGCAUCUUUACUUAGCUAUUAGGGAAAGAUACCAAUCUGUUAUAUGAUCCUUCACUUUUAGUGUUUGACCCAACAAGGAGAUAAUGUGUGACUAUUUUCAGCUUU